Ictalurus punctatus (channel catfish) is the source of this 7646-nucleotide messenger RNA. RefSeq names its product CREB-regulated transcription coactivator 2. The coding region runs from base 220 to 2655 and encodes 811 amino acids. NCBI's taxonomy places the organism in Eukaryota, Metazoa, Chordata, Actinopteri, Siluriformes, Ictaluridae. Gene Ontology annotation, cellular component: cytoplasm; nucleus. The transcript has 15 exons. The record is from RefSeq and is a predicted model, not a curated record. Gene Ontology annotation, biological process: positive regulation of transcription by RNA polymerase II; protein homotetramerization. Gene Ontology annotation, molecular function: cAMP response element binding protein binding.
UCGGAGGCACUCCCUGCAUUGUACUGUCGCUUCUUACGCACGAUGAUGUAAGGAGAAGUAUGUGCAGUAUUUAUGAGCAUCCUUAAGUAAAAGCGUGUGUGUUGAUCGCGCCCUCAGUGGCUCUUCGUCACUCCCCACUCCCUUGCGAAAGCCCUCCUCUUCCCUCAGUAGGUUGAGCGCUCGGUCUGGAUGUGUGCUGAACACAGCGGCUUGUAGAAGAUGUCCGCCGCGGGUGCUGGAGCUUGCGGACCCGGACCUGGAGCCGGCGGCGCUCCGGGAUCCGGAGCCUCCAACCCUCGAAAGUUCAGCGAGAAAAUCGCGUUACACACUCAGCGCCAGGCCGAGGAGACCGCCGCCUUCCAGGAGGUCAUGAUGGACAUCACCUCCACCCGGAUUCAGGCUCAGAAGGUGCGACUGGCUAGAACACAGGGCCCUUACUAUGGAGGCUCUCUGCCAAACGUCAAUCAGAUCGGCAGGAACGCAGCCGACCUCCAGGGCCCAUUCCACUCGAACUUGGAAUCCAACCGCUCCACGCGGCACCAUGGACUGGUGGAGAGAGUCCCCAGAGACAGACGCUUCGCUUCCCCCAGCCGACCGUACAGGAGACAUAUGGACAGCUCUCACUGCAGCCCUGCAUACCUGUCUCCACCCCCUGACCCGAGCUGGAGAAGGAACUGGUCCAGUAAUUUCUCCAUGGACAAGAACCCAUUGUUCCGUCUUCCCAACACAGCACUCAACAGAACGAACUCAGACUCUGCUCUGCACACCAGUGUGAUGAACCCUCCCACAGGAGAUCUGUACAGUGCAGGACACACCCUACACCCACAUGGGAGACGCAGCGGAUUGACUGAGGGUGAAGGGAGGAGAAUGUUUCCAUACCCAGUCCCUCCCAUAGAGGAGAGUAUAUUAGAUGAAGGCAAGCUUCUAAAACCAUGGGAUACAAAGAAGUUACACAUGCUGUCCUCCCGACCAAAGUCUUGUGAAGUCCCUGGAAUCAAUAUAUUCCCUUCACCAGAUCAGCAGUCCAGCGCCCCUCUUGUCCCGUCUGCUUUGAAUACUGGAGGCUCUCUGCCUGAUCUGUCCAGUCUGCACUUCCCCUCACCUCUGCCGACGCCACUCGACCCAGAUGAGCCUGGCUACCCCUCCCUCAGUGGGGGCAACAGCACUGGCAACCUAGCGUCCACCCUCACUCAGCUCGGCAUCAAUACCACAAAUGCCUUCAACUCUCCAGGUCUCCUGGCCUCUCUGCAGGGCACACUUAGUAACCCUAAUCUCCAGUCUUCUCUUAGCAACCCUAACAUCCAGUCAUCUUUAAGCAGCCACUCUUUCCCCAACUCCCUUAGCUCUGCCUCCCUGCAGUCAUCACUUAGCAAUCCUUCCCUGCAGUCCUCCCUUAGCUCCUCCCCUUCUUUGCAGUCGUCCCUCAGCAACCAAUCCCUUCAUUCCUCUCUAAGCAACUCAUCUCUCAGCGGUCAGUCCCUCCAGUCGGUGAAUAGUGCAGUGGGGUCAGGCCCCUGUUUGAGUUCCUACCCUACGCUGUUACCCGGACAGGUGCAACCACAGUUAAGCUCCUCCCCCCGCAGGCGGGGUCAGCUCUCACCGCUUAACCUGCCCCCGGGCCCGGAGUCUCGCAGGCACCACUCCAAGCAGUUCUCACCCACCAUCUCAACCACAUUGACUUCAAUCACACAGGGUGUGCCACUAGAUACCAGUAAGCUUCUGAUGGACCAGAGAUUACCACCUUAUCCUUUCGGUCAGUCUCAGCCAGCCCAGGGCAGUGAUGCACAGAAAGGCUGCUCCUCACCACAGUCGGGCCAGCACCAACAAUUACAGCAACAUCAGCAGACAGCACAGCCUCCCCAGCGCCACCCCCACUCACAUACACAACACCCGCAGUCCAUGCAGCUGCACAUGCAAAACAUGCACAACCUGCAUAAAACGCAGAACUUUCCAUUUGAACACGUCCAACGACAACAGGGCUCCCAUCUCCAGCCGCAGCCGAACCAAAACCACAGCAGCGCAGCAGACGCACCAGGGCCAGUGAACUCGCAGAGAGCGCAGGAACCUGAUGUACAGACGCAGGCACACACACACGAACAGAACCAGAACCUUCCUCAACUUCAGCAGAUCAGCCAGUCUCUCGCCAGCGAACUUGGACUUUACAGUGAUUCCUUAUUACUGAACUCCCUUCUAGAGGAUCCAUAUUUGGGCUUACAACUUACUGGCAGGCAAAACCAGAACCUUUCUCAGCAGUUCACCAUUGACGCGCACGCAGAGGGUUUGUCCUUUAACCACAAUCUGGACACCCCCACUAAAGGCCAGGAUGGCUCCUACCCCAGCCACCAAGGGGUGCUAGACUUACUGGACUCCUCAGAACAGCAGUUCCUCAACCCCAGUCAGAACCAGAACUAUGGAAGUGGGCACCACCCUGUCCCCAACAUCAUACUGACUGGAGACUCUCCUCCUGGUUUGUCUAAAGAGAUCACCAGUGCUUUGUCUGGAGUGCCAGGCUUCGAAGUGGACCCGUUCUCUUCAGACGACACACUCAGGAUGGAGCCUCUGGCUCUGGAUGGCCUCAGCAUGCUCACCGAUGGAGACUUGAUGCUGGCCGACCCUGCCGUGGAGGACUCGUUUCGUUCUGACCGACUCAAAUGAACAAGACAAGGGAGAUUGGAUUGAUUAGGAGUCAGGAGACGUCCACCCAAUCUGCGAGUAAGAAGAAGUGAAGUCUUUAAGGCAUUCCAGUGGGAUUUCUCCUCAAUCUCCACUUAGGCUUGAAACCUGCUGAAGAGAUUCCUGAAAGGGACCAACUAUGUUCUUGAUUAAAAAAAAAUAAUAAAAAAAGUGUUAGUCCAGCUGUUUCUGCAGAUGCAAACAUAAAUAUAGGCAUUAGCUUGUCUAAGUCCUAACUGCAUGGUGACAUGUGCACUUCAGAUUACGUAACUUCCACAGAGGAGUCAAAGCAUGUGAUGCCAACUCGCAGAAAACGUUUAAAUCCGUGAGACACUCCUUUUACUAUUUAUUGUCUCCCUGAGUAUUGAUUCUCAAAAACAGACCAAGUGUUUAUCUCACAGAAAAGGAUCUGCCAAAAUAGAAAUAUGACCAACGUUACCGUGUCGCUGUACAUCACCGACUGUACACUUUGCAUCAAGGGCACGCCCGCCACACCCUCUUGUACUUAAUUUAUUAAUUCCAAGCUGAUUAUUAGGUGACACUUAUUCUCUAUUUUCAUGGCCCUGCCAUUGAACCUAACAAUUUCUUUUUAGUCUUUAAUUGACUUUAAUCUGCUGUAAAGUGGCUUUGAUAUAUCAGCAGCCUCUCUCUCCCCCAAAGUGUCAGGAGAAAAAGAUCAAAAUAUCUCUCUACAAUUGAUUUUCUGGAGGAUUCUGACCAAAAUGCCUCCAAAUAAAAAUUUUUUUUUUACCCUGCUUCAGCUAAAGCAAGCCUGCGUCUUGCGGAUGUGAUGUGAUGUGACGUGACGUGAUAGUGGCCGUGUGUGUGUGGCGGUGUCUUCUGUGUCAGGCUGAACUGGUACACUGGAGCUUGGUUCAUGUGAACUGAAAGCUGCAGCCCUGCUAAUGUAACAUAGUCUGUGCUUUUAGCAUUGCAGAUGCAUCAAAUGGAGGUUUUGCGUACAAAUAUCCACACACCAAUGCAUUUGCACUCUAAUGGCUGUUCCUUGUGUGGUUUGCUUGUCCCUGGUGGAAUGUGCGCGUGUGUGCGCGCGUGUGAGUCUGUGUGCGUGCGUUCGUGCGUCUGUGUGCGCGUGUAUUUGGAGUUCAAGAAUGCAGUCAAAUCUUCAGUCACUGUGAUAUGCACCUCUUACUGCUCCCUCUACCUGCCUUUGCACAUCCCCACUCCUGAACAAGGCCAUAUUCAAAGGACUACAUAUUUUAUGUAACAAAUAGUAUGUACUAUGAAUUUUAUUUUUUAACAGAGCAAGUCUAGAUGUAAGUGUAUAUAAAUGUAUUCCUAUAAUAAUAUAAAUCUCUAAAUUAAGGAAGAGAAGCCUAUUUCUGAAUAGAAUGCACCAAAGCGUCGUCAUUCAGCAGAUUGAGUUUUAUUGUUUAAGCCACAGGUUAUUUGUCGGUUUUGCCUUCUCUGCCAGUGUUGUUUCUUUUUGUCUUUUUUAAAUAUUGUUUUGUUUUUUUAUUUUAAAAAAGCAUAUUUGAUUAUUUUUGAAAUAUUGUACAGUUGCAGUGUUUACUGUCCCUUCACUGCUAUGUGCAUGUUAUUAACAGUGCUUGAGUUAUGUUAGUUGUGCGUGCGCCAUGUGAAUUCGAAAGCAUAGGCAUGUCUCAAAUGCCAGAAUGUCCAGAGCAGAGAAGCCUUUCGUUCUACUGUAAUGAUUAAUUCAAAACAAUUGUUUUAAGUAUAUGGAUAAGUCCAUACUUUCUCUUUUUAUAUGCUUGUGCUUUACAGUGGCUUGGUACCUUCAUGCUUAGCCUUAAUAUCUAGGCUACUUACUUUAUUAAUUGCUGCAACUUUUCAUAAUCUUCAUGGGGAAAAAAACUCAUUAUCUAGCACUUUUCAUACAUUUCUAAUUCCUAUCAAAGUGUUUAUAAGUGCUGAUAAAACAGAUUUUUUUUUUCAAUGCAUGCACUGGUUAAAACGGUGAAUGAGGUAUUUUUUUAAAUAGAAAAUAUACCUAAUAAAAUCCAGUGCAUUGGAUUGAUGACGAAAGCAGAAAAGGAAAAGAUUUGUAAAAUGACGGAAACCGAAAAAGGCACGUUCCAGAUUGGAAGUGCGUAGAGGUAAAAGGAGUCAAAUUCACGUUCCUUUUCCAUUUUGAGUUUCAUAAAUAUUCAUUAAGACCCGAUCAGGACCCGAUGUAUAUUCUGUCGGGUCCUUUCAGAAAUGGAUAAAGGUGCUAGAUUGCAGAGCUUUCAAGCCAUACUGUCUGGUAUUUGCACAGAAAUGCAUUUUCUGACUUUCCGACAGAUGAUUUGAUUAUCAUUAGAUUUCACUGAUUUCAAACUCUCAUCACUUUGUACGAAACUUGUGUAGAAUGUGAUUCUCAAAAAGGAUAUACUCAAUCAUUUACAAGCACUGUGAAAUGUGAGCAAAUCCCGCUAACUGAUAUCCUUCCAUUCUGAAACUGCAGCUUGUAUUUGUGACUUUCUAGGUGAUCCUAAUUAAUACGUGGGGGGUUGGGUUCAGCAAUUUAAUUAAGCUCUAACAUGAUCAGUGUUCAUGUGAUGAAAGAAAGCAUUCCUAAUAACAAAUUUGUCAAAUCAACAUUAAGCGCAUCACCUAGGUUCCUUGCCACAGUCUUGAUCUUCAGCACCAGAUUCUUUAGUUUUGUGUAAAAAGUCGAAGUGCUUAAUACUUUGAUAUUUUAGGCCAUCUUCAACACCACCUCUUGUUACUGAGCUAUAUAUAUAUAUGCAGUGUCUUUCUGUAAAGUAGCCUUAUUCCUGCACUAAUUUAGAUUUAUACAAAAAAUGCACUUGAAAACAAAGUUAAUGUUUUCAAGCCAUUCCUGUGGAGCUGCCAUAUCACAAAUGUUCGGCCAUUCGCGUGAUAAAAUUCAGGUAUCGUGUAAUGCACUCUUAGUAUCUGCUGUUGUAUGAAUGUCAUGGUGUCUGGGGAAGGGGUUUGAAAGGUUUCUUGUGGACAUUUGUGAGAGAAAAUUUGUGAAGUCAAAAGGCUCAUGAGGCAUACCUGACAUUUCUUGCUCGUACCCUUUUGCUGAUCGUUAGAUCAGUUUCCCUCUGUGCCACAUCAUCUUGAAAUCAUGGUGUAGACAAUCUUGGUCUGCUCACUUACUUGCACAAGAUUAUCACACGACAGGGAUGUGAGAAGGUUAUAUGAAGUAUGUUCAAACCAGUGCAAGUUGCUAUUCAUUUUGCAGUGUUUUUUAACCAUUAGAGUUGCUCAUGAUUGUCCACAGCUGUGAUACCCAGCAGUUUAUCUUUGUCAUCUCUGAUUUUCACAACUUUUUCCACAGAGCUGUAGGAUUAAUGGAAUAGAGGGCUUUUUUUUUUCUUCUAAAAGAACUGAUUUAAGAGACACCAAGACUGUGAAUAGAAAUAUAACAGACGUUUCACAACCAAGGCUUUGUUACCGAGUCCAAACAGAGUAUUUUCACCAUUUCUACACAACGUUUGGAAAGAUUUUCAAUCAUGUCUGUGGACGUUAUUUUAAUGAGAUGUGUGCAAAGACAUUUUUUUAAAACCUAUUUUCAUAUGUUACAACUGCAUGCCAGGCGGUUAUGCACGCUUUUGACUUUAACUGCACUGUACAAAUGCGCAUUGGACUUGUCCUGGGUGUAUUAAAGGCGCUGCACGCUUCAGUAAGGGCGCAGUGCUGUUUUCCGCCAGCAGGGGGAGCUGUUGAACAGCGGCUCAGAGCUGAGCUGAACACAACUGAUUGUCUCGUGUUUGUUGACAGAAUUAAAACAAUGUUCUUUAUUCCGUUUUCUGUGUCGUUGUGCUUGAGUUGAGUGAACGUUUGUCCAGUCUCUGUUUAUAUCCAAGUGGAAUAUAUAUAUAUAUAUAUAUAUAUAUAUAUAUAUAUAUAUAUAUAUAUAUAUAUAUAUAUAUAUAUAUAUAUAUAUUUGUGUUAUAAGUCAUGCCUUUUGAACCGUUACUCUUGCUUUACAUUCUUUUGAUAACCAGGGAAUCCAUAUUUGUUGUAAAUAAUAUAUAAAAUAUAGGUGCUUCUAACGGAAUAUUUUUAAGACUGUAUCCUCAUAAUAUUUUACAAAAAAUAAAUAAAUAAUUGAACUGAAUGUCUAAGAAGGUCUUUUGAAAUCAUUCACUUGGUUAGUUUUUCUUACAUCUUAUGCACAGACUACACUGACUAUCCUUACCUCAGGUCAUGACUGAACUCACAUACUAUACUAAAUAGUGUGCAGUCAUUUGGUUUUGUAAAUAAAAACAGUAGAUGUUCAUAAAACAUUAGCCUUCUUUAGCAUUAUAGUCUGUCAUUCAUAUCACAAAGCUACAAUUUUACCAACUAUAGGAGUCCUGAAUCAUGGUGGAGGUAGGACAAGCUGAUAAUCAUUUAUCAUUUUAUUGAGGUUGUUGUUGCUAAUUCAGCCUUGGCCUGUUCAUUUGUUUGUAGACUUAAUGUUAAAACUAAAAGGAAUUUCCUGGUUAACAAGUGCACUUUUUGACCAUGUAGUACAGAGUUAUAGAAGGGAGUUAUUUAUAAUCUCACUAGUGUAACUCAGAUGAGGAUGGGUUCCCUUUUGAGUCUGCUUCCUCUCAAGGUUUCUUCCUCAUGUGGUCUCAGGGAGUUUUUCCUUGCCACUGUCGCCUCUGGUUUGCUCAUUAGGGAUAAAUUUAGAAGUUAAAAAUUUAUAUUCUGAAUUGAUGUAUUUCUGUAAACCUGCUUUGUGACAAUGUCCAUUGUUAAAAGUGCUCUAUAAAUAAAAUCAAAAUGUUUGUUUAAGUAGGCUAGGUGGUAAUUAGUUGGAGAGAGAAGCUGUUACUUUGUGGUAUAAAUGAUAUGUAGUUUAUGUUCUAUACUUAAAAUUAAACAGUAUUUUUUUAAUUAUUAAAUAGUUAGGGCUCUGUGAUAUAAUGAUAUAAUAUCUGUAUUGUGAUAAAUGAAUAUGCGAUACACUUUUGAGAUAUCAUUGGUAUGAUGUAUUUUUUUAUGUUUUUAAUCAUUACAAAUUAAAUGGUACUGAACGGAUG